Cimex lectularius (bed bug) is the source of this 1256-nucleotide messenger RNA. Its product is annotated as hsp90 co-chaperone Cdc37-like. NCBI's taxonomy places the organism in Eukaryota, Metazoa, Arthropoda, Insecta, Hemiptera, Cimicidae. The transcript has a single exon. Gene Ontology annotation, molecular function: protein-folding chaperone binding; heat shock protein binding; protein kinase binding. The record is from RefSeq and is a predicted model, not a curated record. Gene Ontology annotation, biological process: protein stabilization; protein folding. Gene Ontology annotation, cellular component: cytoplasm. The coding region runs from base 87 to 1166 and encodes 359 amino acids.
UUACGUUCAACAUCUGAGAAUUAAAACAUGCGGAAUUGUUUAUUUAAAUUCUCACCUUCAAAAUUUAAGGGCUUAGGCGAUAAAAAAUGGUCGACUACAGUAAAUGGAAGUACCUAGACAUAACCGACGACGAGGACGAAGAACACAAAGUCACAAACUCACCGUAUAUAAGCAACAAGAAAAUCAAGCCGGAUGAAGAAAUACUCGACAAAGACGAUCUCGAGAGGGCCAGGAAAAUGAACCAAAAGAAAAGAAAAGAGAUAAAGGAUCUACUGGCAGAAGGGGAACGUGUGGAUAUAGCCGUCAUAAGAGCCAAACUCGAAGAACUAGAGAGGGCGGAGGAACAAUUGGCCCAAGCGGAAAAAAAACUAAGGACGAAGAAGAGAACAUCAUGGACUGUGGCUAAAGGGAGUCACCUCGGUUUUACAAAAACGUACAUCAACAAACCGCGCUCGAAAAAAUACGGAAAUGUUGAGGACGAAAUAGAAAAACGCAUGCAUAUAUUUGUAAAGCAUAAUAGAAAACAACUGAAGGAAUUCGCCACGUUGAAAAACUGCAACGACUGUAAGGAAUUUUUGUUAGAGCAUCCUCAUCUUGUUUGCGAAGACGCUGAAAUAUACUUAGUCAUCUGGGGCAUCACGUUACAAUUAGAAGGGAAACAAUUCUUCUCCCAGCAUUUAGCCCGUCAAUGUCUUUUUAUACAUUUCAUUUUAGAAAUGUCGAAAAGGCUCGAUGCCGACCUCAAAACCUGCAUAAUCUCGUUUUUCACCAAGAUACAAAUCUGCGACGAAGAGUAUAAAACUAAUUUCGAGACUGAACUUAACACUUUAAUCGGCCGGAUCAGGAAGAAGGCUAAAGAGAAAAUGGACAUAGCCGUACGGGAACAGGAGGCGGAAGACCGGGAGGCGAGAGCGGGCCCCGGUGGCCUGGAUCCGCUCGAAGUCUUCGAAUCUCUGCCGCACUUCAUGAAAGAGUGUUUCGAGAGAGAGGACGUCUCGAUGCUUCAAAAGAUGAUUGCCGAGUUGCCGGAAGAAGAGGCAGCAUAUCACAUGAAAAGGUGCGUCGAUUCCGGCCUCUGGUUGCCCUCCGGUGCCAAACGUCCCAACAGAUGCUACGGCGAGCUAGGUCGGGAAGAUACUGGGAACACAUCGUCUUCGAGCUACUAGUUCCUGUCCAGUUUAAAACUGUCAUCAUCCCUUUCGGGCUGGUACUGUUUUAUGUCAUUUGUCUAAUCCUGUCCUUCAAGCUUAUAGAAA